AUGGCCGACACACCUACACCCAAUAGUGAGAAUGACGAAGAUCUGCCCGGUGCUCGCGCCUCUUCUCCUACAGAGGUAUCUCCCAAGGAUGUCUCCUCACCCCCACGCGAUUCGGGAGGGGACGAUGCAACAGAGGACACUAAGAAUCAAUUCGUUGAACUGUUUGGAACAGACAGCAGCGAAGAUGAAGACGGACAAGAACAAAAUAACAUGGAAGAUUUACCAGAGUCUGGCACCUUUGAGCCUGCAACCGACAGAGAUCCAGAGUUACGGAAACUCGAACUGGCCAAGGCCGAGAAGGAGCAAAUUCGCGCUCAACGACGAGCCGACUAUCGUCGUUCACGUAAGGCAUACGAAUCUCGCCGUGGUACCAGGGAGGAUGAUUAUUUAGAAGAAGACAUUCGUCCAAUAUAUCGUGGUAGAAAUGAUUCAUACGAGGAUGGGGGUGAUUUCGUUCGACGUCGUGAGGCACACCGCAGGAGAAGGACAGUCACUGGUGCUAGGGAAGAAUUUGAUUAUAAUGUAACAUCUACGCCUGAAAAAGAUGUUGAAGAAGAAGAGGAGAUGGAGGAAGAAGAGGAAAUUGAAGAGGAAGCUGAAGAGGAGGAAGCGGAAGCUGGAGCAGAGAUUGAAGCAGCAACAGAGGAAGAGGCUGAACUUGAUGGUGUAGAGGUUGAAGAUGAUACAGAGAUGGAAAGGGGGAAAUCAUUGGUUGAGAAUGUUGCAGAAGAAGAGGGACUGGACGAUGAAGAUGAAGACGAGGAAGAUCUGGUUGUUAUUAAAAGACCGAAGAAGAGGGCAAGGAUUUUUGCCGGCGACGAAAAGUAA
Messenger RNA from Paraglomus brasilianum, 828 nucleotides. The record is from the annotation of a GenBank genome assembly. NCBI's taxonomy places the organism in Eukaryota, Fungi, Glomeromycota, Glomeromycetes, Paraglomerales, Paraglomeraceae.